CGCAAAACCAUCAACUCUGCUGAAAACCGUUCGAAAUGAAGAGGACACAGAACAACAACGCGAAUUAAAGUUGGCAAAUACUUCAAAGAUCGACUCUCAGCUGCCCUCUCGAUCCACAUGGCCACGUUCAACGGAGAAGGAGUAAAUCACCUGUUAGUAGAAGUGAGUCCUGACAUCCACAUCUGUGGCUUCUGCAAACAGCAGUACAACAACGUUGAACACUUUUUCGCACAUAAGCAAAACUGCUGCCAGAUCCCGUCGACUCAUAUAUCAGCCCGAAACGCUGGACCCAGUGAGUCGUUUCAGACAUGUUUACCAAAAGUCAAGAAGACCCUCACCAAAGCUCAGAAAACCCCCUCCAAAAAGCUGAAACCUGCACUAAGUCAAAAAAGGCACAUAUGCACAUUCUCAGGUUGUACAUUCAAAACUCAGUAUGGCCAAAAAGACAUGGAGAGACAUAUUUUAACACAUACUGGUGAGAGGCCUUUCGAGUGUGAACUUUGCCAUAAACGCUUCAGUCGUCGUGAUAAGCUUAAUCUCCACAGCCGUUUGCACACGGGAGAGAAACCACACAAGUGUAAGUACUGUCCGUACGCGGCGGCCGACAGCAGUAGCCUGAAGAAGCAUCUUCGCAUCCACUAUGAUGAGAGACCCUUUAAGUGUCAGAUAUGCCCCUACGCCAGCCGCAACUCCAGCCAACUGACCGUUCACCUCCGAUCGCACACAGGUGACGCCCCGUUCCAGUGCAAUCAAUGCGAUGCCAAAUUCAAGAUCAACUCUGACCUGAAGCGUCACAGUCGGGUUCACUCCGGCGAGAAGCCUUAUAAGUGUGAACUCUGCGAGUACCGCUGUGCCAUGAAAGCCAAUUUAAAAUCGCACGUGCAGCUGAAACACAGUGCCUCCGACUCCUUCCGCUGCUCCAAAUGUGACUUCCAGUGCUCCACCAAAGCCGCCCUUCGACAUCAUUCCCGCCAGCACCAACCCGCCCAGCCUUUGCAGUGCAGCGAGUGCAGUUACUCCUGCUCUAGCAAGGGGGCGCUCAAGAUCCACGAGCGUGUGCACUCGGACGAACGGCCGUUUAAAUGUGAGCACUGUUCGUUUGCUAGCAAGCAGCGUAGUAAUUUGUUAAUUCACAGGAGAAAGUGUCACGCGGAUAAACCGGAAAAGCAGGUUAAGUCCGGACGAGGAAGCGGGAUGGGGGAGGAGCCACCCAAACCUCUUAGCUCGCGUUACCGUGCAAGACUGGAAGCGGCAAGGGCGUUUCGUUGCGAUUUAUGCGAAGCUUCGUUUGUUAGGGAGGAUUCUCUUCGCAGCCACAAGAGGCAGCAUAACAGUAAUGCGCAACAACCCGGACAAACCUCGGUUGCGACCGACACGCCGUCUUCUUACAGCACGACGCAUCUUAAGAUCAUCAUGGCGCCAUCUAUAGGACCGGAGGCUACUUUUGUCCAAGCUUCCUCAGGAAAGCCUGCAACUGUUCUGCUCAGUCCGGAAGAUCACGAUGUUCUUUUGAACCCUGUAAUACAACACGUCAACAUGCUAGGACCAGAAUCCGGGCUCGAGCACCAGACAGUUUUACUCACUCAAAUUGACUCCGGUGAAACCACCUCUCAAACCAGUACUCAAAAUUUUAUCGCCUCCUGUUCUGCGUCCGCUUCCGACGCCACGCACACCAUCAUAACAUCCUGUUCUGACCUGGAAAGCCUCCACAAGCUCAUCCAGGAAGGCGGGACUGAGGUUACGGUGGUGACGGAGGCAAAUCCGACGAUUAAUGUUGCAAAAGAACCCUUGAACAUUGAUGGUUCCUCAUCUCAGGAUGUGUCUAAGCAUGCAGAGGGUGAAGAUAGUUUAGAAAUGGGCCCACCAGAAACCAUUCUUGUUCAAAGUCUCCCUUUGUCGAUUUCAACACAGGACCAACAGGCUAACAAGUACCAUUUGUCUCCACAACAUUUAUUUUCAGACUCCAAUACGGUGGACAUCAGUGAUUCGUAGUUACGCAAAUAACGAGAUUUCACUUUGAUAGACUUUAAAUAGGGUAGACGGCAUAUUGAAUUUAACAGGGAUGAAAAUGAGGCUGUGAGGAAUGAUUUUACAGCUGUUUUAUGGAUUUUUUUUCUACUGAAAAUUUUUGUUGGUUACACAUGCUGUGAGAUGGACAGUCUGUAAACAGCAAUACAAUCCAUUUUUAUUCCUCAAAGCCGUUUUCAUUCCUGUCAAAAAUUAAAUAUGGCACUAUAUGGAUUAAGGUCUGUCGUGAAGGUAAAAUUAGUUGUUUGUUUCAUUACUUUCCUUUUUUUUUUGUUUGUUUUUUUAAUCCAACCAGUGUUUUAUUCAUGUUGUGUUGGAAUUACUGUAAUUUAGGACUGCAAAAUGAUUACACUGUAAAAAAUAAAAAUUUGUUGAGUCAGCUUAAAAUAAUUUGUUACUCUACUGCCUUAAAAUUUUAAGUUCAGUCAACUAAAAUAAGUUUAGUCAACUUGAAAUGUUAAGUUGUACUAAAAAAUAUUUGUGUUUGCUAAACUUGAUGGGUAAGUGGGUAACCCAGCUGCCUUAAAAUUUUAAGUUGAUUCAAAUCAAAUAUUUAAGUUGUCACUUUGUAUAAUUUAACAUUUGAAGUUGAAUAAACUUUUUUUGAGUUAACUGAACUUAAAAUUUUAAGGCAGCCAGGUUACAAAUUAUUUUAAGUUGACUCAACAAAUUGUUUUUUGCAGUGUAGUCGCAAUUAAUCGAUUUAAAGUAAGUUUGUUUGCAUACUACUCUGUAUAUUUAUUAUGAGUAUAUAAAUACACAUACAUGUGUACAAAGAAAAUUUUUUAGAUUUAUAUGUAAAAUAUUUAUAUUUAUAUAUAAUAUAAAUUAUAUACAAGUAAAAUAUUGUUUUAAAUAUAUACAUAUAUGUGUGUAUUUAUAUAUACAUAAUGAAUAUACACAGUACACACACAAAUAGUAUGUAAACAAACUUUUAUUUUGAAUCGAUUAAUUGUGACUAAUCAUUUUGCAGCCCCACUGUACUUAUAAGAAUUAUAAAACUCAGAAAUGUUUCAGUUGGAAAUUACAACAAAAGACUGUCGGAAAUGUAGGAAAUGAUAACAAAAGACUGUACUACAUUCAUUCACAUUGAAAUACAAUGGAAGCCCACAAGGUAACACUAGUAAAUAUGCUGUUGAGAUUAAUACCUAGCUAACUCUGUUCAAACUUCUGCCGUUUUGGUUUAAUCAUGCACAUUAGUGAGAGAAUUCAGAGCUUUCAUUAAAUUAAGAGUCUGAAUGAAUCUUUUCAAGUUGAAAAUGUGUAUUUAUGGCAAUUCCAUUAAUUCUGACAAGAUCUGAAUGCAGCGUAACGUAUAAAGGUUGGCGUGUUGGAUCAGGGAGUCCCUGUUAAAGUAAUAUUGAAUAUUAAAGUAAUGCAUAAAUCAAAAGUGGACGAAUUAUGUUUUUUCCUCUCUUCUACAGUGAAAUAAACAUUCCCCUUUUUUAAGUCA
Messenger RNA from Labeo rohita (rohu), 3481 nucleotides. It is a transcript of the gene zfp64, whose product is annotated as zinc finger protein 64 homolog (mouse). Gene Ontology annotation, biological process: regulation of DNA-templated transcription. The record is from RefSeq and is a predicted model, not a curated record. Lineage: Eukaryota; Metazoa; Chordata; Actinopteri; Cypriniformes; Cyprinidae. The transcript has 6 exons. Bases 118 to 1992 code for a protein of 624 amino acids. Gene Ontology annotation, molecular function: RNA polymerase II cis-regulatory region sequence-specific DNA binding; DNA-binding transcription factor activity, RNA polymerase II-specific.